AUGGAGAGUGCAGCUGCAGGUCUCCCGCUCCAGGCUUCGUCGGGUCCCGUCUGUCAUCGCUCCCGGGGCGCCCGGCGGCAGCAGCGGCAGCGGCAGCGGCAGCGCCCGCUCCAGCCGAGGGAGCACCUGGAGAGCAACCCUGCUUUAUGGAGGCCCUGGAUGCUCACAGCAAGAGAUGGUGAGAUGACAGAAAAUCAACAAAUGUCAGAACUGGAUGGUCAACUAAUAAAUUUUAGAUCAAAAGGAGGUCUGGGGUUUCAACAUCCAGUGAGACUUUAUUUGCCCAAGUCCAAAUCCCAAAAGUUUCUUAGUAACAUUGGAGAGAAGGUUCUGGCGAGUUUUCCAGUGCAGGCUACAAUUCACUUCUACAAUGAUGAUGCCAACUCUGAGGAAGAUGAAGAAGAAAUAAGUUCAGCCUAA
Messenger RNA from Indicator indicator, 420 nucleotides. It is a transcript of the gene RIPPLY3, whose product is annotated as ripply transcriptional repressor 3. NCBI's taxonomy places the organism in Eukaryota, Metazoa, Chordata, Aves, Piciformes, Indicatoridae. Bases 1 to 420 code for a protein of 139 amino acids. The transcript is spliced from 4 exons. The record is from RefSeq and is a predicted model, not a curated record. Gene Ontology annotation, biological process: negative regulation of transcription by RNA polymerase II; embryonic pattern specification. Gene Ontology annotation, cellular component: nucleus.